UAUGUAUAACUUGUAAACUGGUGAAGAGCUCUCUCUCUGAUCUGAUCCGAGUUUGUAGCAAUGGCGAAACUAAACCCUAACUUCAUCUCCUUGAUUCUUUUCGCUCUCGUGGUGAUCGUCUCUGCUGAAGUUAUCUUCGAGGAAAAAUUCGAUGAUGGAUGGGAGAAGAGAUGGGUACAAUCCGACUGGAAGAAAGAUGAUAACACUGCUGGGGAAUGGAAACACACAGCUGGAAACUGGUCUGGCGACGCUACCGAUAAAGGUAUCCAGACUAGCGAGGACUACAUAUUCUACGCCAUAUCAGCUGAGUUCCCUGAGUUCAGCAACAAGGACAAGACCCUAGUCUUCCAAUUCUCUGUCAAGCACGAGCAGAAACUUGACUGUGGUGGUGGCUACAUGAAGUUGCUCAGUGAUGAUGUUGACCAGAAGAAAUUUGGAGGAGACACUCCUUACAGCAUUAUGUUUGGCCCUGAUAUCUGUGGCUACAGCACUAAGAAAGUACAUGCUAUCCUUACCUACAAUGGAGCAAACCAUCUGAUCAAGAAGGAGGUCCCAUGUGAGACUGACCAGCUUACCCAUGUCUACACAUUCGUCCUCCGCCCAGAUGCUACUUACAGUAUCUUGAUUGACAAUGUUGAGAAGCAAACUGGUAGCCUCUACUCUGACUGGGAUCUCCUCCCACCAAAGAAGAUCAAGGAUCCAAGUGCCACGAAGCCUGAGGACUGGGAUGAGACUGAGUACAUUCCUGAUCCGGAAGACAAAAAGCCAGCUGGAUAUGAUGAUAUCCCAAAGGAGAUCCCAGACACUGAUGCUAAAAAGCCUGAGGACUGGGAUGAAGAAGAAGAUGGUGAGUGGACUGCUCCAACCAUUCCCAACCCAGAGUACAACGGUGAAUGGGAGGCCAAGAAAAUCAAGAACCCAAAUUACAAGGGCAAGUGGAAGGCUCCAAUGAUUGAUAACCCUGAGUUCAAGGAUGACCCAGAACUCUACGUCUUCCCCAAAUUGAAGUAUGUUGGAGUGGAGUUGUGGCAGGUGAAAUCUGGAUCCUUGUUUGACAAUGUGUUGGUAAGCGAUGACCCAGAUUACGCUAAGAAGUUGGCCGAAGAAACAUGGGGAAAGCACAAGGAUGCGGAGAAAGCAGCAUUCGACGAAGCUGAGAAGAAGAAAGAGGAAGAGGAAUCAAAGGACGCUCCUGCUGAAUCUGACGCCGAGGGAGAAGCAGAAGAUGAUGACAAUGAAGGAGAUGACUCAGACAACGAAUCAAAGUCUGAGGAAAGCAAGGAAUCCGAGGAAACCGAUGCUGCCCAUGACGAGCUUUAAGCAAAGAUGGUGGAGACUAUUAAAAAGAUUUUCGUAGUCUUUCUUGUUUUUACCUUUUCUUUCCAAGGAACUCCUUAGCUCUAGUUUUGUUGGGCUGUAUAACUUUUUUUAGCUAUUAUGGUGAAAUGGUUGUGGCAGCUUCAUCUCUCCCCUUCUCUUUACUCUCAUGAUCAUCUCAUAUUCUCCUCUUUACAUGGACUCACAAUAGAGAAGGAAAUAAGUAAGGCUGUUUAAAAGCAUUUCAUUA
Camelina sativa (false flax) is the source of this 1567-nucleotide messenger RNA. Its product is annotated as calreticulin-1. Gene Ontology annotation, molecular function: calcium ion binding. NCBI's taxonomy places the organism in Eukaryota, Viridiplantae, Streptophyta, Magnoliopsida, Brassicales, Brassicaceae. The record is from RefSeq and is a predicted model, not a curated record. Gene Ontology annotation, biological process: protein folding; ERAD pathway. Gene Ontology annotation, cellular component: endoplasmic reticulum membrane; endoplasmic reticulum.